This is a messenger RNA of Xyrauchen texanus (razorback sucker), 603 nucleotides long. Its product is annotated as apolipoprotein C-I-like. Gene Ontology annotation, biological process: negative regulation of lipoprotein lipase activity; triglyceride metabolic process; lipoprotein metabolic process. NCBI's taxonomy places the organism in Eukaryota, Metazoa, Chordata, Actinopteri, Cypriniformes, Catostomidae. Gene Ontology annotation, molecular function: phospholipase inhibitor activity; fatty acid binding. Gene Ontology annotation, cellular component: very-low-density lipoprotein particle; extracellular region; high-density lipoprotein particle. The transcript is spliced from 4 exons. The coding region runs from base 111 to 365 and encodes 84 amino acids. The record is from RefSeq and is a predicted model, not a curated record.
UUAUCGCACUACGUCAGCUCGAUGCCGCUAUAUAGGGCCAAUCCAUCUGUGGAGCAUUACAAUCUCAACUGAAUUCCCUUGAGGGCUACAACAAAGGAAAGACCGGCAAGAUGAAACUGUUCCUAGCUGCAGCCGUGUUGAUGCUUGUGCUUGCUGCACACACAGAGGCCCAGGAGGAGCCCACACUGGAGCAGCGCUUUGCCAACUUCCACACCCAGGUGAAAGAUAUCGCAGGGGACCUGACAGAGAAGACCAAGAACGCCUUCGAGCAGUUUGAACAGAGCGAGUUCGCUGUCAAAACUAAGAACUGGUUUACUGAGCAGUUUGAGAAGAUGAAGCAGAAGCUGGGUGAGGGCUUCAAUUAAAAUGACAACUGUUGUCCCGUUAUCCCUGCAAUCACAGACUACCUGAUAUCACCCAACUCUUUUGUGCCAGCUGGCACAAUUGUUACAAUUCAUGCUGUUAUGAUCGGUGUGACUUUUGUGUAAUCUGUACAAUAGUUUAUGGUUUUUGUGAGAUGCUAUGUUAAAUAUUCUGUAAAAUUUUGGAAAUCUAAAAAUCUGAUUUUUUUUUUCUUCAAUAGAAUAAACAGUGAAAAAAGUA